Messenger RNA from Vitis riparia (riverbank grape), 1086 nucleotides. RefSeq names its product GDSL esterase/lipase At1g58430-like. The record is from RefSeq and is a predicted model, not a curated record. Lineage: Eukaryota; Viridiplantae; Streptophyta; Magnoliopsida; Vitales; Vitaceae. The transcript has 3 exons. Gene Ontology annotation, molecular function: hydrolase activity, acting on ester bonds. Bases 16 to 1086 code for a protein of 356 amino acids.
AAUAAGAUAGGGAGAAUGGCACCAAUGGCACCAAAGACCCUGAUCUUCAUCCUUCUGAUGCUUGUUUCCACCACCAUCAUCCAUACAUGCAGUGCCCAAACUGACAAAAAGUUCCCUGCAAUUCUGACCUUUGGAGAUUCAACUCUGGAUACUGGCAACAACGACUUUCUUGAGACACUAUUCAAAGCCAACUUCAAACCUUAUGGUAAAGACUUUCCUGGGCAAGUCCCUACUGGGAGGUUUUCUAAUGGAAAACUUGUGCCUGACAUUCUGGCCUCUCUGCUGAAACUUAAGGAGACUGUCCCACCUUUCCUGGACCCAAAUCUUUCCAAUGAUGAGCUCGGUACUGGAGUCAACUUUGCCUCAGCAGGAAGUGGGUAUGAUGAGCUAACCACUUCUGUAUCAGGGGUGAUCCCAGUGAAGAAUCAGACUCAGUACUUUGAGGAUUAUAUAAAGAGGCUCAAGGGAGUUGUUGGGGAAGAAAAGGCUAAGAAUAUAAUAGAGGGGGCUUUGGUUAUUGUGAGUGCAGGCUCCAAUGACCUCGUCUUCAACUACUAUAGCUUAGCCGGCAGCAGACGUCAGCUUAAUAUCACCCAGUACCAUGAUUUUCUGCUACAAAGGGUCCAAGACUUUCUCAAGGCUAUAUAUGAUCUUGGAAGCCGAAAAAUAGUUGUUGCUGGGCUUCCUCCAAUUGGGUGUCUGCCAAUCCAGAUAACUGCAAGUUUCAAGUCACCAAGCAAUAGAACAUGUCUGACGGAUCAGAACUCAGAUUCUCAAGCUUAUAACAGCAAGCUUGAAACCUUGCUGGGUCAAUUAGAAGCAUCAUUUCCUGGAAGCAAAUUUGUGUAUUCAAAUCUGUUCGAUCCAGUGAUGGACAUGAUCAAUAAUCCACAAAAAUACGGGUUUGUGGAAACCAACAAAGGAUGCUGUGGAAGUGGGUUUUUCGAAGCGGGACCUCUCUGCAAUGCGUUAUCUGGGACAUGUGACGACACUUCCCAGUAUGUGUUUUGGGAUAGCAUUCAUCCUACUGAAUCAGUUUAUGCUCACAUAGCCCAGAACUUGAAGGAACUCUCAGACAAGCUAUAA